This is a messenger RNA of Mustela erminea (ermine), 823 nucleotides long. RefSeq names its product chromosome 5 C15orf65 homolog (gene PIERCE2). Gene Ontology annotation, biological process: axoneme assembly. The record is from RefSeq and is a predicted model, not a curated record. Bases 234 to 599 code for a protein of 121 amino acids. NCBI's taxonomy places the organism in Eukaryota, Metazoa, Chordata, Mammalia, Carnivora, Mustelidae. The transcript is spliced from 2 exons. Gene Ontology annotation, cellular component: axonemal microtubule.
GCGGCCGGUUGCUAUGGAGACCACCACUCUAAAGGAUUCGCGGUUUCACCCGGAGGGCGGCUCCCCGGAUUAGGCGGAUUAGUAGAUCCCGAUUGAUCUUGCGAAUGGUUCAUAUUCUCUGCGGCUUUAAUUGGAUGUAGUAGAAAGGCCGCUCCUCUGCGCGCUCCCUGGUCGUCUUGCUAUCCGCUGCCGGAGAAGACUGCGUUUGCCGAAUAGUAGAGAAGAUACCGGGAAUGACCGAGUACGACUGGGACAAGAAAUGUGCUUCAGCUUCAAAUUCAGGAACAGAAGUGAAACCUGAACAAGUUCCUCCUUGUGUGAAUCCUGGCAAUCCUGUGUUUUCAUGUAUGUUGGACCCAAAGACACUCUAUACAGCUACCUCACUAUCAAAACCUAAGAUGAUUAUGUAUAAAACCAAUUCAAGUAAUUAUGGUGAAUUUUUACCUAAGCCACAGUUUUUUCCCUGCAAUUAUACUCCAAGAGACCAAGUAUUUUCAAACCAUAUCAGAGCUACUGGAUUUUAUCAAAAUAACUCUCUAAACACUACACCUGAUAGAACCAGAACCCUUGAUUUUCCUAAUUUUCAACGUACUCUAUGAAAAUAUUUUCCUUUGCAUAUUUAGGAGAAAAUUACUCAGGAAAAGUGCAUUUUAAAUCUAAGACUAGAAUACCAAACUUGAAAUAUAAAAGUAUUUGAAUUAGUUAAAAAAAUACUUUAAGAAAUAAAACAUUUCAACUGAUACCUGAAUAACAGUGACUUCUUAAAUAAAAAUGUGUUCAAAAUAGAAUAAAAAGAGACAUGUUUUAGUAAAUCUUGGCUUUA